AUGGACUCCGGAGGGGAAAGAGAGAAAGGGUGGAUGGAAGACCAGUGGGAGAAAUGGUUGACCCAUGACAUCAGCCUGAAUGAGUUUGAGGAUGAGGACCUGUCUGAGAUCACAGAUGAGUGUGGGAUGAGUCUCAACUGCAAUGGCCUGGAGAUUAAGGGCUGUGUGAGGCGGGGCCACAAUAGUGUGGUGGGGAAGGCGGAGCUGGGUGCUGUCGGCCAGCUCCAGGCCGAGAUGCUCCAUUUGGAUCUGAUUGACGGGGCCGAUGGAUACCGUGACGACAAGAGGUCAUCUAAGCCAUCUUCCACAGCACCCUUGCCAGUAACCGAGGACCCGCUUCUAGUAACCAUGGAUAUAUACCGCCCUAAGAGACCCACAACCCUUAACCUUUUCCCCAUGGUGCCACACACUCAGGACACAUUAAACAACAACUCAUUUGGUAAGAAGUACAGCUGGCAGGAGAAGGUCUCGCGCUCAUCCUCCCCCCUCAAAACAGGUGGGCUGACCUCUCCCCAUGAGCACAGCUGUCUGAGCGACGAGGACAAGCUGCAGCAGGGAUGUGGGACGCAGACCAAGGACCGGGGCACAUCCACUGACGCUCCCUGCAGACACAAACACACCUUUGGACACACCCACAGUUCCACAGCGGGGACACGCUCCAAACUGCAGGAGAAGCCCCCAGCACCCCCGCCUCCCCAAAACUACACACCCGCACCUCUGGGCCCCCUAGGGAAAGGCGAGGGGGGGACUCACAGAGAGAAGAUUCGCUAUCACACAGACAUAUGCCUAGAACCCACCGAGGAGAUCUAUCUGAGUCCCGUGCACCGUUCCGAGCAGGACCGCCCAUUCCUGUCCCAGCAGCCAGAGCACGGACGCAUGUCAAUCAGCUCUGACACCGAGGGCCCGCCCCCUUACCAGCCUCUGCCCGACCGGACCAACCCAUCCAUUUGUGAGGAGGUUGAGGUGUAUGUGCCCACUCCCUCCUACGCCUCCUGUGUGGAGGCUCUCCUCACCCCUCCCUCUACCGCCCCCCCCAGGGAACCCCCAGCCUUAGCCCUGAACCUCAGCCUGAGGGAAGGAGCAGCAGGGGAGGUGGUGAGGAGAGGGGCAGGGGUGGAGUAUGUAGAUGCCGAGAAUGAGACAUUUGGGGGAGAGGCUGAGGCUGAGAGGGUAAAGGAUGUGGGAGGCAGGCGGUAUUUGGGACGUGGCGGCUGUGGUGCCCCCCAGAGGACUUUGAUGAGCUCGGAAGCAAGUGGUCUGUCUUACGACUCUGUGAAGUACACACUCGUCGUGGACGAGCACGCGCAGCUCGAACUGGUGAGUCUGCGGCAGUGUUACCAAUGUUACAGCGACGACAGCGACUAUGCGACCGUCUACAAAAACAGCGUCUCGUCUCCGUAUGAGUCGGCCAUAGGGGAGGAGGAGGAAGAAGAGAAAGAGGAUGAGGAGGAGAGAGUGGGAAUGGUGAGGAGAGAUGCCACCGCCUGUCUGUCAGAGGACUCCACCCCAGAGGCGAACCUGCACUUCUCUAAGAGGUUCCUCAACAUCUUCAUGAACGGACGGUCCCAAUCCUCCAGUGCAAAGUCGUUUGGCUUGUUCUCCUGCUUCAUUAAUGGGAAGGAGAGGGAACAGAGUCACAGAGCCGUCUACAGGUUUGUCCCUCGCCAUGAUGACGAGCUGGAGUUGGAGGUGGAUGACCCUCUACUGGUGGAGGUACAAGCAGAGGAUUACUGGUACGAAGGCUACAACAUGCGUACAGGCACCCGCGGCAUCUUCCCUGCUUACUACGCCAUAGAGGUCGCCAAGGAGCCAGAGAGCUUCAAAGUGAAGAGCAGUGAAUGGGUAGACAGAUACCACAUGAAAUUCCUGGGCUCAGUCCAAGUGCCCUACCACAAAGGCAACGAUGUUCUGUGUGCAGCUAUGCAGAAGAUUGCCACCAAUAGGAGGAUGACAGUGCAGUAUAACCCACCUUCGUCUUGUAUCCUUGAGAUCAACAUGAAAGGCGUGAAGCUCCUAGUCCAGGAUGACUACCAUGCCUCUGACAGAAGUAACCAGUGCAGCCACUUCUUCCAGUUGAAGGAUGUUUCCUUCUGUGGCUAUCACCCUAAGAACAGCAAGUACUUUGGCUUCAUCACAAAACACCCAGCUGACCAGAGAUUUGCCUGUCAUGUGUUUGUGUCUGAAGAUUCUACUAAACCCCUGGCAGAGUCUGUUGGGAAAGCCUUCCAGUUGUACUAUAAGGAAUUUGUAGAUUACUCCUGUCCGACAGAGGAUAUUUACCUGGAAUAGCACCCGCCCCGACUUCCACCACAACCCUGUACAUUACAGUUUAUCAUGACAUAAAGUUGCAUGACGGAGAAAACAUUUCUAACAAAUAUGAACUAAUACAUCUGACAAAAAGAUGGAGAGAGAGAGAAAGAAGGAGAGGUAUUGGUGUCUACUGUUUAUCCAAAUAUGUCAAACAGUAUGAAGAUUGAACAAGUAGUUGACCAAACAUAGUGGAGAAGUUGAAGAGAGAGUCGCAAAAUAUGCAAAAUGGAGCCACUGAUGAGGAAGUUAAUGUGCCUAUGGUGUCCUCAGGCUGUCCACUCAAAGCACAAUGCUCAAAUCAUAGUGACCUGGACUGGAGUAGUCUGAGACUAAUCUUUGUGGACUUAGAGCUUGAAUCCCAGGUAGAACACUGGGCUUUGUGGACUUGGAGCUUGAAUCCCAGGUAGAACACUGGGCUUUGUGGACUUGGAGCUUAAAUCCCAGGUUGAACACUGAGCUUUGUAGACUUGGAGCUUGGAUCCCAGGUAGAACACUGGACUUUGUAGACUUGGAGCUUGGAUACCAGGUAGAACACUGGGCUUUGUGGACUUGGUGAACCCCAGAAAAACCAGUAGUCACUAAGGUAACAACAAAUGGAGGUCAGGGAAAAUAAAUCAAUAAAGUAAUGAACCUGCCAUAAAGAUCCUAUUAAAUUACUAGUAUUUGAGUAUUCUAAUCCCUAAUUCUAUGGAAUCUCUCAUUUUGGUGUGAUACAUUGCGUGAGGGAAACAGUGAUUCUACAUGUUUGGGGAGGGUGAUAAGGCCUCACUGGAGAGUCCUGUGGUCGAAGGUAACUAAUGAUCAUUGAUCAGAUUACCCUACCCCAACCAUAAAAACAAGUAAACAAGUAAGCAUUAGGGUCACACUGUUGACCAGGAAUAGUGUCUUUAAUAUGCUGCAAAGCCUUUGGUAUUAUCUCGUGUACACUGUCAGAACCAUUAAAAAUAUAUUCACAUUAAGGAAUCAAGAGAACAUUUAUAAAACGGAGGUUCCUACCAAUAAAAGUGCUCACGCUGUUUUCUGUUUGAAAA
Messenger RNA from Salvelinus fontinalis (brook trout), 3341 nucleotides. RefSeq names its product C-Jun-amino-terminal kinase-interacting protein 1-like. The transcript has 12 exons. The coding region runs from base 1 to 2289 and encodes 762 amino acids. Gene Ontology annotation, molecular function: protein binding. Gene Ontology annotation, biological process: regulation of JNK cascade. Lineage: Eukaryota; Metazoa; Chordata; Actinopteri; Salmoniformes; Salmonidae. The record is from RefSeq and is a predicted model, not a curated record. Gene Ontology annotation, cellular component: cytoplasm.